This is a messenger RNA of Aspergillus nidulans FGSC A4, 1557 nucleotides long. RefSeq names its product gamma-glutamylcyclotransferase family protein. The record is from RefSeq and is a predicted model, not a curated record. The coding region runs from base 1 to 1437 and encodes 478 amino acids. Gene Ontology annotation, molecular function: gamma-glutamylcyclotransferase activity. NCBI's taxonomy places the organism in Eukaryota, Fungi, Ascomycota, Eurotiomycetes, Eurotiales, Aspergillaceae. The transcript has a single exon.
AUGCCUACUACUUCGCGCCACAAACACAGAAUCUACUUUGCCUACGGUAUCAAUAUGCACUUGAAGCAGAUGGCCAAGCGAUGCCCCAACACGCGGUAUCUCGGUGUUGCAAAGCUCUCCGGGUACAGAUGGCAAAUCAACGAGAGGGGCUAUGCGAAUGUCAUCGAGGCGUCGGCGGAGUCUCGAGCGAGUCCAACUACAGUUCAGGGCCUCUGCUAUCUCAUCGGCGCCGAGGAUGAACUGAAACUUGAUCGUGUCGAGGGCGUCCCGACGGCAUAUCAGAAGAGAGUGCUUAGGGUGGAGCUAGUUCUCGCGAAGUCAAGUCUGGUUGGCAGAGAUGUGAGUGAGAUUGCGAGUUUCUCUGGUGAAGAACUGAAGGCUGGAUCUGGACGUGGUGAAGCCGAAGUGGUUGAAGCACUCGCAUAUGUGAGCAAGGAUUAUAUCAAGGAUGGUCCCCCAAAAGGCGAGUAUGUUGCUAGAAUGCGAUUGGGACUGAGGGAUGCGCUUGAGCUGGGGAUGUCGAAAGAGUAUGCCCGGGUUAUAGAGAGAGUGGUUGCUGUGGGUAUGCGUGGUGCAGGUGCAGGCGGUAUGGGCAGACCUCCAGCUACAUCUCCACGACCACGACCACAACCAAGUAGAACAGCUGCUCCUCGAGCGAGUCCUCCUACGUCCCCGGCGUCAGCCAGCUAUUACUAUUUCGCCUUCGGCAGCAAUAUGCAACUCGCACAGAUGGCGGACCGGUGUCCCGGCAGCAAGGUCUUCGCAAAGGGCAUUCUCCCAGGGUAUAGAUGGCAUAUCAACGAGAGAGGGGUCGCCAAUAUCGUGGCCACGGCGACCCAGGAUGGCAACGAUAAUGCUGUCCAGGGUAUCCUUUUCACAGUCACUCCAAAAGACGUCAAGACGCUUGACAAAAAGGAAGGGAUUGCAAAGGGUUACUACGAGAAGAUCGUGCUUCGUGUGAAGGUGGAGCCGUUAGCCAUCUCCGGACUGAAAGGUGUAAAGACUGUUGUCGCGGCCGGGAAGCUGGCCUCAAACUCGCAGGCUGAGGCUCGAGAACCACGGAAGCACAGACACGGACAGGAUCAGCAUGGCCAGCGUGCAGAAGUGGCAGGUGUGAGAGAGGUCGAAGCCUUAGUGUAUCUCAGCAGCCAGUACAAGAAGGACGGCCGCGUCCGUGCCGAGUAUGUCGGGCGAAUGCAGCUGGCUAUGGCGGAUGCGCUGAAGCUCGGUGUCGAUGAGGCCUAUCUGCGAGCUUCGCUUCAUUCAUGCAUACUUGGUGUAGACGAAGCAGCAGUCUCAGCCCAUGGUAAGCGGGAUUUCAUUGUCAGGCAGCCGGCUGGCGAUGCAAGUGGUGCAGCGCAGACGAGUGGAAGCCCUAAGGACCGCCGCAUCAUCGAAAGAGUGCCAGCUGGAACGGGAUAUCAGGCUGCUGCUUGAAGCAUGGAGUGCAGUGCUUAGAGCCUCGAUAUAUUGAGAUCCAUGUUAGUCAUUCAGUGAGAUUUUAGCGUAAUCAUGUAAUAUUUACCGUCAACUUCGAUAUGUACAACUUUCACAAGC